AUUAUGAUAUCAUUCAAGGUAUUAUAGAUAUAUGCACUUCCUUAGGAUAUUGCAUCCUCUCUUUCGCCGUAGAACCAUGGCAAUCCUGACUCAGGAUUUUAUGAGCCGCAAACAACACAUCUGGAUCGUAUGGCUCUUUUUCUACAGGGAAGAGUCGCUUGGCAAUAGAGAGGGUCGUCCCUCGUGUAGAUCAUGGUUCAUCAUCGGACAUUCCAUUAACCUUUUCUUGUGUUUUCAGCCAUACGGUCACAGGGUGUAUGAGGCUCACAUGUGAUACGGAACGUUCAUGCGUUAGUGAUUCG
Messenger RNA from Fusarium oxysporum Fo47, 302 nucleotides. RefSeq lists its product as uncharacterized. Lineage: Eukaryota; Fungi; Ascomycota; Sordariomycetes; Hypocreales; Nectriaceae. The transcript has a single exon. The record is from RefSeq and is a predicted model, not a curated record. The coding region runs from base 32 to 274 and encodes 80 amino acids.